Messenger RNA from Populus trichocarpa (black cottonwood), 1320 nucleotides. Its product is annotated as peroxidase 25. NCBI's taxonomy places the organism in Eukaryota, Viridiplantae, Streptophyta, Magnoliopsida, Malpighiales, Salicaceae. Gene Ontology annotation, cellular component: plasmodesma; plant-type cell wall. Gene Ontology annotation, molecular function: heme binding; peroxidase activity. The record is from RefSeq and is a predicted model, not a curated record. The transcript has 4 exons. Gene Ontology annotation, biological process: response to oxidative stress; hydrogen peroxide catabolic process. Bases 234 to 1205 code for a protein of 323 amino acids.
UUAUGCAUCUUCCACUCUGCUCCUGCAAACAAAGAAAGAUGAAAAAAAGCACACCACUAUUUCUAUGGUGUCACGCGUUUCCACUAACAAAAGAAGGUUCAGCGGCCCAAAAUUCAAUGAAAUGGACACCAAUUAAGGGAAGUGGACUGAGCAAUUUAAUUAUGGUUAUAAAUACUAUGAUGUUAUGCGAAUUCAAGUAGUAAUUAAGCAAGACGAGAGAAAGUUAUAGAACAAUGGAAGGGUUAUGGCUGGUUGUUAUGGUGAUUUUUGUUAUGGCUUUGUCUGUGGAAAGCCAAUUGAAAACAGGGUUUUAUUCUUCUUCAUGUCCGAAAGCUGAGGCCAUAGUUAGGUCCACAGUUGAAUCAUACUUCAAGAAAGAUCCUACCAUUGCAGCAGGAUUGCUCAGGCUUCAUUUUCACGACUGCUUUGUUCAGGGCUGUGAUGGUUCAGUGUUAAUUGCAGGCCGGUCUUCUGCUGAGAGAAAUGCGUUGCCAAAUCUAGGAUUAAGAGGGUUUGAAGUAAUUGAUGAUGCCAAAUCACAGAUAGAGGCCUCAUGCCCUGGCGUGGUCUCGUGUGCUGAUAUACUAGCAUUGGCUGCUCGUGAUGCUGUGGACUUGAGUGAUGGUCCAAGUUGGUCAGUCUCAACAGGUAGAAGAGAUGGCAGAGUCUCUUUAUCAUCCCAGGUCUCAAAAUAUUUACCUUCUCCUCUAGACUCCAUUGCGGUCCAGAAGCAAAAAUUUGCUGACAAAGGCCUUGACGAUCACGAUCUCGUAACUCUCGUUGGAGCACAUACCCUAGGCCAAACACACUGCCAGUUCAUACGGUAUCGCCUAUAUAAUUUCACAGCAACAGGAAAUGCAGAUCCAACUAUAAACCAAUCAUUCCUAUCACAACUUCGAGCUCUGUGCCCCAACAACGGUGAUGGCACAAUACCAGUUCCAUUAGAUAAAGAUAGCCAGACAGAUUUUGAUACAAGCUUCUUUAAGAACGUACGUGAUGGUAAUGGAGUUUUGGAGUCUGACCAGAGACUUUGGGAUGAUGCUGCAACACGAGAUGUUGUGAAAAAAUAUGCCGGCACCAUAAGAGGACUUUUGGGACAUAGGUUUGACAUUGAGUUCAGGCAAGCCAUGGUUAAAAUGAGUAGCAUUGACGUGAAAACUGGGACAAAUGGAGAGAUUAGAAAAGCUUGUUCAAAGUUCAAUUAAUCAAUCGAAGGAGUGCUGCAACAUAAAAAUCUAUACACGGAAUUACUGUAAUAUAUGUGUACGUGUGUGUGACGAUGGAUUUCUGAAUAAUUAAUCAAGAAAAUAAUUCUAGUUU